GCCGGGAGGAGCGCCGGUCCCCGUGGAUCCCGAGAGUGCAGAGCUCGGGGAAGGGGCCGGGAGGCGUGGGGGAGCCGGGCCCUCCCCUCAGGAACGUGUCCCGGGGCCGACCCGGCCCGUAGUGUGGAAGCAGCUUCAGAUGAGGAAGACUCAAUAAAUUACACAGCUGGUACCAGACAGAGCCAGGAUUCAAAGCCAGGUAGGUGAGCUCGUGAAACAAUAUGAAGAGGAGAAAAUAGCCUUUUAAGGAAAUUGGCCCACAGAAAGGAUGGCCUUCUUGGACAAUCCAACUAUCAUUCUAGCUCAUAUUCGACAGUCACAUGUGACCAGUGAUGACACGGGAAUGUGUGAGAUGGUUCUCAUUGAUCAUGAUGUUGACCUAGAGAAGAUUCAUCCUCCUUCAAUGCCUGGAGACAGUGGGUCAGAAAUUCAGGGAAGCAAUGGUGAGACUCAGGGCUAUGUAUAUGCCCAGUCAGUCGAUAUUACCUCAAGUUGGGACUUUGGUAUUAGAAGACGCUCAAACACAGCUCAAAGAUUAGAACGACUCCGAAAAGAGAGACAAAACCAGAUCAAAUGCAAAAAUAUUCAGUGGAAAGAAAGAAAUUCUAAGCAAUCAGCCCAGGAGUUAAAGUCACUGUUUGAAAAAAAAUCUCUCAAAGAGAAGCCUCCAAUUUCUGGAAAGCAGUCAAUAUUAUCUGUACGCCUAGAGCAGUGCCCUCUGCAGCUGAAUAACCCCUUUAACGAGUAUUCCAAAUUUGAUGGCAAGGGUCAUGUAGGUACAACGGCAACCAAGAAGAUCGAUGUCUACCUCCCUCUGCACUCGAGCCAGGACAGACUGCUGCCAAUGACCGUGGUGACAAUGGCCAGCGCCAGGGUACAGGACCUGAUCGGGCUCAUCUGCUGGCAGUAUACAAGCGAAGGACGGGAGCCGAAGCUCAAUGACAAUGUCAGUGCCUACUGCCUGCAUAUUGCUGAGGAUGAUGGGGAGGUGGACACGGAUUUCCCCCCACUGGAUUCCAAUGAGCCCAUUCAUAAGUUUGGCUUCAGUACUUUGGCCUUGGUUGAAAAGUACUCAUCUCCUGGUCUGACAUCCAAAGAGUCACUCUUUGUUCGAAUAAACGCUGCUCACGGAUUCUCCCUCAUUCAGGUGGACAACACAAAGGUCACCAUGAAGGAAAUCUUACUAAAGGCAGUGAAGCGAAGAAAAGGAUCCCAGAAAAUUUCAGGCCCUCAGUACCGCCUGGAGAAGCAGAGCGAGCCCAAUGUCGCCGUUGACCUGGACAGCACUUUGGAGAGCCAGAGCGCAUGGGAGUUCUGCCUGGUCCGCGAGAACAGUUCAAGGGCAGACGGGGUUUUUGAGGAGGAUUCGCAAAUUGACAUAGCCACAGUACAGGAUAUGCUUAGCAGCCACCAUUACAAGUCAUUCAAAGUCAGCAUGAUCCACAGACUGCGAUUCACAACCGAUGUACAGCUAGGUAUCUCUGGAGACAAAGUAGAGAUAGACCCUGUUACGAAUCAGAAAGCCAGCACUAAGUUUUGGAUUAAGCAAAAGCCCAUCUCAAUCGAUUCUGACCUGCUCUGUGCCUGUGACCUUGCUGAAGAAAAAAGCCCCAGUCACGCAAUAUUUAAACUCACGUAUCUAAGCAAUCACGACUAUAAACACCUCUACUUUGAAUCGGACGCUGCUACCGUCAAUGAAAUUGUGCUCAAGGUUAACUACAUCCUGGAAUCGCGAGCAAGCACUGCCCGGGCUGACUACUUUGCUCAAAAACAAAGAAAACUGAACAGACGUACGAGCUUCAGCUUCCAGAAGGAGAAGAAAUCCGGGCAGCAGUGACACUGGCCUCCAGCCUCAAUCUGUUCCAUAGCUCAGAGCCUGCCUGCCAGGGCCAAGUGCCCUAGAGCCCACCUGGUGUCCUGAAGUCCUCGGGGGGAGGCCAGCCCCUGGCUCACUGGCACUGGGCAGGUGGGCCCUUGGGGAAGGUGUCGGGGCCCUCUAGGAGGAAGCACUGGGGACAUUGCCAUGGACCGAAGCCUGCUUGGCAGUGGCUUUGAUUAGUGACGCCUGGGGGCAAGACCACCCCCUGGAGGAGCCACAUGCCGCGCAGCCAUCUUCACUGCCUGCCACCCUGCCCGAGGAUGUACAGAGCCGUGCCCAGGCAUUUCCUUGCAACUUGAUCAAAUUUCUUAAAGCAAACAAAGAACAAAAAUGUACAUUUCUGUUUUUCAUUUUAAUAAACAGAUGUACUCUUUA
Callithrix jacchus (white-tufted-ear marmoset) is the source of this 2254-nucleotide messenger RNA. It is a transcript of the gene MAPKAP1, whose product is annotated as MAPK associated protein 1. Gene Ontology annotation, cellular component: cytoplasm; plasma membrane; TORC2 complex. The record is from RefSeq and is a predicted model, not a curated record. Lineage: Eukaryota; Metazoa; Chordata; Mammalia; Primates; Cebidae. Gene Ontology annotation, molecular function: phosphatidylinositol-4,5-bisphosphate binding. Gene Ontology annotation, biological process: TORC2 signaling.